AUGCGCGGGAGCGAUCGCGCGGCGGUGCUCGUCCCGCUCGCGGCGCGCGGGGACGACGGUUGGGACGUGACGCUGACGACGCGCGCGACGUCGAUGCGAUCGCACGCGGGAGAGAUCGCGCUGCCGGGAGGGAAGCGAGACGCGCGGGACGCGUGCGACGCGGGCACGGCGGCGCGGGAGGCGCGGGAGGAGAUCGGGAUGCGGACGCCGAGGGACGUGGAGGUGGUGGGACGGUUGCCGGUGGUGAUGUCGAGGCAUCGCGUGAGCGUGCGACCGGUGGUGGGGGUGGUUCGGGAGGGAUUUCGCGUGCGCGAGGAGGAGAUCUCGCGCGAGGAGGUGGCGGAGGUGUUCACGGCGCCGCUGGAGAUGUUUCUGAGCGCGGAUCGUCACCGGUACGACGACUGGGCGCGGCCGAACGGGGCGCGCCCAGCCGUGCGCGUCCAUUACUUUGAGUACGAGGGGCGCACGAUAUGGGGGCUCACGGCGAUGAUUUUGAUCGAGGUCGCGCGACGAGUGUACGGUCGAGAGCCCGAGUUCGCGGUGGCCGCGGACGAUGGCGUCGCGGUGUGGGACGCGCGAUGUCGCGACGGGGAGGCGGCCGUCAUAAAGAGCGCGCUGUGA
Messenger RNA from Ostreococcus lucimarinus CCE9901, 621 nucleotides. RefSeq lists its product with no specific name. Bases 1 to 621 code for a protein of 206 amino acids. The transcript has a single exon. The record is from RefSeq and is a predicted model, not a curated record. NCBI's taxonomy places the organism in Eukaryota, Viridiplantae, Chlorophyta, Mamiellophyceae, Mamiellales, Bathycoccaceae. Gene Ontology annotation, molecular function: coenzyme A diphosphatase activity; acetyl-CoA hydrolase activity. Gene Ontology annotation, biological process: coenzyme A catabolic process.